AUGGUCGUGACGCGAAGCAUGAAUGAAGAAGGCACUAAAACGAAAAACUCGCAUGAAUCCACCGAAAACGAAACAAGCGCCGAAUCCUCUAUGCAGUCAAGUCAAGUGGAGGACUCACCGAAUAGAGAAGACACCUCCCAGAAAACAGUGAAGGCGAGGUCACACCGUUCCACGGUCUCAAGGAAAAAACUGGAAGAAUUGGAGAUUAAAGAACGACUGGCCAAGUUAAAAAUCAAACAGCUGCAAGCAGAGGCAGAUAUGGAGAUAGCGCGAUUACAACGUUUACGGGCAGAAAAAGACUCCGAGGAAGAAUAUUCUGAAGAAGAAAAUGAAGACUCCACGUGGGUGGAUGCGUGGUUUGAUCAACAGCCACGCGAAAAAGAAGUUCCUAUGCCACGGGAGGAGAAACAAGAUGAGGCAGCCGCGGAGAGGAAAUUCAAGCAACCGCAGCAAACCAUCGACGUUUCGACAUUAACGACAGCACUACUGCAAGCAUCAAGAAGACGACCAAGGGAGCCGCCUGCAUAUAUACAAGAGUUGCCUAUGUUCAGGGGCCUCUCUUAUGAAUGGUUAUCAUUCAAGGCAAGCUACGAAGAUACACAGCAAUACUUCUCGAAGAUAGAAAACGUAGCACGCCUGCGAAAAUGUAUAAAGGGACCAGCACUAGACGCCGUGAGCAGCCUACUCCUGAGUCAACAUGAACCAAAUGUCAUCAUAGAAGCACUGGAAAGAAGAUUCGGAAGACCAGAAGCACUCAUACUCAUCGAGAUGGAUAGAAUCAAGUCACUGAGCAAGAUCACCGAUAACCCACGGGAUCUCUGCGUGUUCGCCGGCAAAAUAGCGAACACAGUCGCUACGAUUGAAGCACUGAAGAAAACACAAUAUCUACACAGCCCAGAAAUGACACGUCUCAUCAUAGAGAAGCUCACACCUAUAAUAAAAAAUAAAUGGUACGACUACGCGCUGAAAAAGGAAGACAUCCCGGAAUUGAAGAAAAUGUCUGUCUUCCUAAACGAAGAGGCAGACAAAUGUGCAGCGUACGCCGCGCCGGAACGUCUCGUUGAGAGCGAGACGGCAACAAGGGAGAGAGCGAGACGGAAGAUCGAACAUUCAUUUGCUACUAAUAUGAAGCAAAACAAUGAAAAUGUAUGUCCGCUGUGCAAACGCAACCAUCAGCUGCCUGACUGCGAGCAAUUCAAUAACAUCGACGUUAAUUCAAGAUGGGAAACUGCAAAGAAGAAUAACAUAUGCUACAAGUGCCUGAGAAGUAAACAUCGACGCGCCGUCUGCAGAGCUCCAUGGUGUGGCAAAUCUGGAUGCCACAUGAAACACCAUCACUUGUUGCAUCAUGACAGAAAAGAAGAGGACCAGCUUCAACAACCACCAGAAGAGCAUGGGGUGGUAACUUCUACGAUGGAAGGCAAUGAAGAAUGUCUCCGACGUCGCGCCUAUCUGAAAAUAGUACCUGUCAUAUUGCAAGGGCCGAAGAGCAAGAUAGAAACAUACGCUCUUCUCGACGAAGGCAGCACAGUGACACUCAUCGAUACAUCGGUGGCUGACAUCCUGGGUAUUGAUGGUCCGGCAAACACGAUGUGGAUACAGGGCGUCGGCGCCAUGGUCAAGCAUGAACACAGCAAGACAACCAGCGUGAAAAUCAAGGGCAAACACUCUUCAACCAUCUUCAAGCUAGAUCAAGUCCGCACAGUGGAUCGACUGGAUAUCACUACCCAGUCGGUCGUCGACAGCGACAUAAAGGAGUGUGGUCACCUGAAAGAAAUACAAGAAGAACUCGUCUACCACCGUGCCUCCCCCAAGUUAUUAAUAGGACAAGAUAACUGGGAUCUCAUCGUGUCAAGAGAAGUACGGGCGGGACGUCGUGACCAACCGGUAGCAUCCUACACGCUACUAGGUUGGGUUCUGCAUGGUUGCAAGACGUCUCUCAGCAACCCGGUGACUUUCUGCGGGCACCUGGUGGAGAAGAAAGAUGACGUCAACAUAGAAGAAAUGAUGAAAAAUUACUUCAAGCUGGAGUCACUAUGCAUCGAACCCAGAAAACCAAAAAAUGAUCCAGAGCAGCGAGCUUUGAAAAUACUAGAACGAGAAAGUCGCCGUCUUCCGAAUGGAAGAUAUGAAACUGGGCUACUCUGGCGAGAAGACAGCAUGAAAAUACCGAACAAUUACACCGAAGCAAGAAAACGCCUGCAUAACCUCGAAAAGAGAUUAGACAGAGAUGAAGACCUGAAAAUUAAAUACAACGAACGAAUCAAUAACCUACUCACGUCGGGGUAUGCAGAGCACGCCAAGACACCGCCAGCUGAAGACAGAACAUGGUACCUGCCACACUUCCCGGUUGCGAACCCAGCGAAGCCACACAAGCCGCCGCGACUGGUGCAUGACGCCUCCGCUAAGACUGCAGGUCUCAGCCUAAACGACCUGCUGCUUUCUGGACCUGACCUGUUGCAAUCACUGCCUGGGGUGGUGAUGAGGUUCAGACAGUACGCCUACGGAGUCUCUGCAGAUAUCAAAGAGAUGUUUAUGCAAGUAAAAAUUAAGAAAGAAGACCGCGACGCGCUCCGUUUCCUGUGGAGAGGUGACCGGCGGGAGGGCGACCCAGACGAGUACCGCAUGACGUCAUUAAUAUUCGGAGCGACGUCAUCACCCUGCACCGCUCUGUAUAUAAAAAACCGCAACGCAGAAGACUACGCGCAUAUAUAUCCCGACGCCGCAAUCGCUAUACGAAGAAAUCAUUAUAUGGACGACUAUCUACAAAGCUUCUCAUCAAUCUCAGAAGCCAGAAAAAUAACAAGAGAAGUCGAUUAUAUACAUAAACAAACCGGCUUCGUACUCAGCGGAUGGGCAUCAAACAAUCGCAAUACUAUCGACGAGUUUAUAGCAAGCGAGCGAGACAACACUUCAGAGAGCGGGACAAAUAGUACAGCGGUUCUGAUUGGCGGGAGCGGUACUGAGCGAGCUCUCGGCUUGUUAUGGGAUAUAAAUGAAGACAUAAUUGGAUUUCAAGUUAACAAAAUAAAAACGCCGCAAGAUAUAUUAGAAAACAAACGGAUACCAACGAAAAGAGAAGCGCUCAGCAUCAUCAUGGCACUCUUCGACCCCCUUGGCCUCAUAUCACCCAUCACAACGCCAGCGAAAAGAUUACUGCAGGAUACAUGGCGCUAUAAAACAGGCUGGGACGAAUCGCUACCAGAAGAACUGCAGCCAGCAUGGAGUACUUGGUUGACAUCAUUGCGAACUGUACACAAGAUACGCAUACCACGAUGCUAUGAUGUCACACCAGUGGUCACCCAUCAUCUGCAUACCUUCGUGGAUGCCAGUGAAGAGGCGUACGCCGCGGCAGUGUACUGGCUGUCACAAAGAGCCGACGGUACCACACAUGUCACCUUGGCCGCCGCUAAAAGUCGCGUCGCACCGCUCAAGCCCGUCUCAAUCCCGAGACUUGAACUUCAAGCUGCGUUAAUGGGUGCGCGCCUCGCACAUACCGUGGCGGAGGAGCACGACUACGAAAUAGCGAGUGGUAGACAUAAAACAUACUGGAGCGACUCUCGGACAGUCCUAGCAUGGAUAAGGUCAGAACCAAGGGCCUUUAAGACCUUUGUGGCUCACCGCCUGGCUGAAAUAGAAGACACAACAAAAAAAAAUGAAUGGCGGUGGGUCCCUACACAUGAAAAUGUAGCUGAUGAUGCCACCCGAGGUAUACCAAGCGAAUUCGGACCACAGCACAGAUGGUUCAACGGGCCAUCAUUUUUACAUCAGCCAGAAAACGAGUGGCCGCGAGAAACAAGGACAGCGAUAUCAGUCACGGGCGAAGAGCGAGAGAGAUGCCAUGUGACCGUUACAAGUACGGCUCACGCACACUUACCUGACAUCGACCGAUUCUCGCGGUGGCUGCCGCUCAUCAAAUCGACUGCGCGCGUGCUACAAUUUGUCGAUCUCUGUCGACCUCAAAGAAAUAUUGUAGCCGCCACGAAGAAACGAACCAAGCAGAAUGAAAAGGGCGAUGUUGACUGGAGAAAAAAUAAUAAUGAAAAAAUCAUAACAAGAAAUGGAAGAACGAAAAUAACGACGCCCAGCAUCCCGGUGCCAGCGCAGUACCUACUUGAAGCCGAGAGAAUGUGGAUGCGAGCCUGCCAGGAAGAUAGUUUCGGGAAUGAAAUAUUGCGAAUAAAAAAGGGAAGUCCAUUGAAUAAACAAGACAGACUGACAGCGCUAAGUACCUACAUCGACACAACCGGAAUGCUGCGAUUAAGAGGACGAAUUACAGCAACAUCGAACGUAGAAAAGGAUGUACUCAACCCACCCGUGUUAGACGGGAAACACAGAUAUACACGUCUGUAUAUACAACAUAUACAUGAAACAAUGCACCACGGCGGUAUAGAAGCGGUAGUGAAUGAGCUACGGCAGCGGCUGUGGGUUGUAAAAAUAAGACCCACAGUACGGAACGUCAUCAAGGGGUGUCUGGUCUGCCAGAUAAGAAGAAAGAAGCCAGCAAGCCCACCGACCGGUGACCUGCCUGCCGCCCGCCUAGCGCAUCACGCUCGCCCCUUUACCUACACAGGGCUGGACUACUUCGGCCCCAUUGAAACCACAGUCGGACGGCACCGAGAAAAACGGUACGGCGCCCUCUUCACGUGUAUGACAUCACGAGCCAUACACAUUGAAGUGGUGCAUACCCUCGGCACUCAUUCAGCCAUCGCCGCCCUAAGGAGGUUCAUGGCUCGGCGAGGUUGUCCAACGGAAAUAUGGAGCGACAACGCUACGUGUUUCAAGGCAGCUGAAAAGGAACUCAAGGCGGCUAUGGCAGCACUAGAAGAGGAGGCCACCAACCGCAGCAUCGCGUGGAGGUACAUCCCACCCGCUGCUCCCUUCAUGGGCGGGGUAUGGGAACGCAUGGUGCGGUCAGUAAAGGAAGCCCUACGAGUUACGCUGCACGAGCGUUAUCCCACAGACGAGACAUUGGUGACCCUGCUAGCCGAGGUGGAGAAUACAGUCAACUCCCGACCUCUCACUCACGUGUCCGUCACACCGAGCGAUCCGGAGGCAUUAACACCGAACCAUAUCCUGAUCGGCCCCAACUCACACGUGCCUAAUCCCGGAGUGUUCAACAAAGGAGAUAUGAACGCACGACAUCAUUGGCGACGAGCACAAGCGUUAGCAGAUGAGUUCUGGAGGCGCUGGGUGGUGGAAUACCUACCCUUACUUCAACACCGGCGGGAGCCCCGAGGUACCGGUGUUCCCCCCAAGGUUGGCGACACAGUCAUCAUAUGCGACCCCAACCUACCCCGAAAUACAUGGCCACGGGGACGCGUUGUGAAGACCUACCCCGGGAAAGAUAACCCCAACACGGUGCGAGUGGUAGACAUCACAACGAGCAACGGGCGCACCCUGAGAAGACCAACAAAACGAAUCGUCGUGCUACCAGUAGAAUCGCAGGAUAGCGACGGCGGGAGAAAUGUACACGACGGAAUCAAUUAG
Achroia grisella is the source of this 5490-nucleotide messenger RNA. RefSeq lists its product as uncharacterized. NCBI's taxonomy places the organism in Eukaryota, Metazoa, Arthropoda, Insecta, Lepidoptera, Pyralidae. The transcript has a single exon. Gene Ontology annotation, molecular function: nucleic acid binding. Gene Ontology annotation, biological process: DNA integration. The record is from RefSeq and is a predicted model, not a curated record. Bases 1 to 5490 code for a protein of 1829 amino acids.